Molecule: messenger RNA, 1198 nt
Organism: Aegilops tauschii subsp. strangulata
Lineage: Eukaryota; Viridiplantae; Streptophyta; Magnoliopsida; Poales; Poaceae
Product: probable mitochondrial import inner membrane translocase subunit TIM21
Biological process (GO): protein import into mitochondrial matrix
Cellular component (GO): TIM23 mitochondrial import inner membrane translocase complex
Source: RefSeq, a predicted model, not a curated record
AAGACACCCAACCGCAGUCCAUAGUCCUAUUUCCCCCAUCUCGCCUGUUCUUCUUCUUCCCCUCUCCCAAGCAAACGAGAAGGAUCAAUGGCCGCUCUGAUCACGAGGCUGCUCCACCACCACAACUGCCGCCUCCUCGCCACCGCGGCGGAGGCCUCCGCUCGUCGCCUGCCGCGCGCUCCCCUUGGCGGCGCCAUCUACAAGGAUGUUGCAAAGGCUGAAGCAUCCUCUUUAAAAAAUUCAAGGUGGUACAUGACCAAGUCAAGCCCUUUUAGUCCUCUGACAAUGCAGGAGUACCGCAAAACAUUUCCUUCUUUAUUAAGGUCAUCUGCAUCUUACUCCUCACAAGCUUCAGACCAAAAUCCCAAAGAGGAGAAAAAGGACUUGUCAACUGUUGGAGAUCCCUUCGAUGCCCCUACAUACAAUAUACCUGAGAAACCGGUGACUUUUGCUGAGGGGGCUUCUUACAGUGUUGUAAUACUCGCGGGGCUUGGAGUUGCAGCAUUAGCUGGAUAUUCUGUUUUCAAGGAGCUUAUUUUUGAACCAAAAGAGUACAAGAUCUUUGGGAAAGCUCUAGCAAGAGUUCAGAGUGAUAGUCAGGUUACAGCGAGAAUUGGGUACCCUAUUACUGGUUAUGGUAAUGAAAGCAGAAACCGUGCAGCCCGACAGCGUAUUCCAAACAGGGUUUGGACAGAUGAGGACGGUGUUGAACAUGUGGAGGUCAACUUUUACAUCCGAGGUCCGCAUGGAGCUGGAAAGGUAUAUUCAGAGAUGUUCAAAGAUAACUCUGACAGGACAUGGAAGUUCAUGUACCUUCUUGUUGAGUUUACAGCAUCGCUACAGGGACAAGUAAUGUUAGAAUCUUACAUACCAGCGUAAGGAUGCUUGAGACCAUAGUUGCUAGGAACCUUUGGUAAUAUGGGUCAAGGAACUGGGUACCAGGACGCGGGUCGCCACCUCUUCAGGUAGAGCUGUGGCGAACUUCUAUACAUUUUUAUUACUAGUGCAGUACAAUUUUUUUAGAACAUUGUUGAAAGCCGUUCAUGCCUGAUCACUGGAUGUUUUCCUUGCGUGUACUCACCCGACGUCAUGUUAAUUGUCUAGACUUGCAUGUGCUACCUACUGUAAAAUUAUAGAACAUGAUAUCCGAUGCUCUUUCUAUGAUUGGAGUAGUUGUGGAAUUAAAUUAUUCUGAAAA